Molecule: messenger RNA, 1080 nt
Organism: Fusarium keratoplasticum
Lineage: Eukaryota; Fungi; Ascomycota; Sordariomycetes; Hypocreales; Nectriaceae
Exons: 2
Coding region: 1-1080 (359 amino acids)
Molecular function (GO): oxidoreductase activity
Source: RefSeq, a predicted model, not a curated record
AUGGCAUCGCAGACCCGAUACUAUGCCUCGCCCACCGACGCGGCUGUCUUUGCCAAGUCUCUCCUCACCAAGUCUGGCUUGCCCGAAGAUGAUGCCGAGCUGAUGGCCAAAUGCCUUGUUCAGGCUGACACCCGCGGAGUGGACACACACGGUCUUGCACGACUACAGCAAUACAUUGAACGAGUGACGAGUGGACUAGUCAAGGCCAAACCUGAUAUCAAGAUCACCGAGAAAACACCCGUUGCCGCCCACGUCGACGGCGACAAUGGCUUCGGAUUUAUUGUCGCAUGCAAGGCCAUGGACGACGCUAUCCGUCGUGCCCAGACUUACGGCAUUGGCAUCGUUACCGCCGAGCACUCGAAUCACUUUGGCAUGGCGGCGACGUACGUUAAUCAGGCUCUAGAUGCUGGCAUGAUCUCUCUGGUCUUCACCAACUCGGCCAAGCAGAUGCCGCCUUUCGGUGGAAAGGAGACUCUGCUCGGUAUCUCUCCUUUUGCUGCUGGUGCCCCCAGUCAAAACGAAGUCCCCUACAUCUUGGACAUGGCCCCUUCCGUGGUGGCCAAGGGAAAGAUUCGCCGUGCUGCUCGACGAGGUGAAAAGAUCCCCCUGGGUUGGGCCUAUGACAAAGACGGCAAGCCCACCGAGGACGCCGAGGCCGCUCUGAAUGGAUCCAUGGCCCCCAUUGGUGGUCCCAAAGGGUCUGGUAUUGCUAUUCUCAUGGACAUCAUGUCUGGAGUUCUCUCUGGUGCCGAGUUUGGCGGAACUGUUGGCGACCAGUAUAAGGAGGCUCGGCCGCAGAACGUCGGACACUGCUUCAUUGCCAUCAAGCCUGACGUGUUCAUGUCGGCUGAUCAAUUCCGCGCCCGUAUGGAUACCUUGGUGCAGCGAGUGCACGGCGUAACCCCUGCCGAGGGCUUCAAGGAGGUCUUGUUCCCUGGUGAGCCAGAAUAUCGUCUGGCUGUGGAGCGAACAAAGCAGGGCCUCCCAUUCGCGGACGCGGAGAAGAAGAUGUUUGAUGAUCUUGCAAGCAAGUACGAAGUGUCACAACUGAAGCUUUCUGAGACCCCUUUAGAUAAUUAG